GGAAACUGGGCCAUAAUGUUGUUAUUGAGCAUGCAUAAUGACAGUACACUGUAAGUAUUAAUGUCUAUGUCUUCUCUUCUUUCCUGGUGUAGCUGGCGUGCUGCUGUGGCUCGGCAGCCUGCUCCUGUUGCUGUGGCUGCUGUCCUAAGAUCAAGCAGUCCACAUCAACACGCUUCAUGUAUGUCCUCUACUUCCUCCUGGUCACCAUUGUCUGUGUCGUCAUGAUGUCACCUACUGUGGAGCAGGAGAUGAGGGACCAUGUGAGUACACACACGUGCACAUUUAGACACACAUGUACGUGCACACACACACACACACACAUACUCACACACUUUCCUCUACAUGCAUACAUGCACACACACACAAGGAACAUGCACGCACACAUACACACAUGCUCACACGCACAUAGGGGCCUACAUGUCUGGUCUUGUCUCGUAUCCUGCCUUGAUGUUGGUUAAUACAUGGAGAUCCAGUAGAGCUCUAGAAUAGUUUUGGAAGCUCUAAACUCUGCAUAAACCCUGUAAUAAAGCCUUCCCUGGCACAGCAGAGUGGAGCAGAGCUAUGGAAAACACUGCUGGUGUGAUUUCCUGUGUGUGUAAUUGUAUGGUAGUUAGGAUGACCUAGUUUAGUGCAGGUUGCCACGGGGGCUAACACAGACAUUAACUCCAGGUGGUGAGGGUAGACAACGACACAUCCGCCACGCUGACCCUCAACACGGGGGCCACUCAGGGGUGUGUGCUUAGUCCCCUCCUGUACUCCCUUUUCACCCACGACUGCGUGGCCGCGCACAACUCCAACACCAUCAUUAAGUUUGCCGACGACACAACGGUGGUAAGCCUGAUCACCAACAACAACCUCUCCCUCAACGUCAGUAAGACAAAGGAGCUGAUCGUGGACUACAGGAAACGAAGGGCCAAGCACACCCCCAUCCACAUCGACGGGGCUGUAGUGGAGCGGACGAGAGCUUCGAGUUCCGCGGUGUCCACAUCACUAAGGAUCUAUCAUGGUCCAAACACACCAACACAGUCGUGAAGAGGGCACGACAACGCCUCUUCCCCCUCAGGAGGCUGAAAAGAUUUUGCAUGGGCCCUCAGAUCCUCAAAAAGUUCUACAGCUGCAGCAUCAAGAACAUCUUGACUGGCUGCAUCACCACUUGGUAUGACAACUGCUUGGCAUCCGACUGCAAGGCGCUACAGAGGGUAGUGCGUAGGGCUGUUGCGUGACCGUAUUACCACCACGCCGGCAGUCAUUCUCCUCUUAUGCUCUCUGGACGUGUUAGUACUACCCAACUCACUAAUGAUCAUCAGGUUGCUAAUGGCCUGGUACUCAGGGCUCUACUGUUCCUUUAACCACUCUGACAUCAAUGCAAAUGCAAUCGAAAAUCACAUCAAACACUUAUCUUCAAAACAGUAUGUGCUUUUAAAACUCACCUCACUGUGAUUGAUCAGUUUGAAGAAAGAAGUUCAACAACAGGUUGAAACUGAGUGGAAAACAUGGUCCUUGUGGAUGUUGUGGACAGUGCUUUCUAAGGUGAUGGUUAAUUCAGAACACACAUAUGUAUAUUAGAGCUUAUGCAUACGCAUAGGUCUACAGUUGAAGUCGGAAGUUUACAUACACUUAGGUUGGAGUAAUUAAAACUCAUUUUUCAACCACUCCACAAAUGUCUUGUUAGCAAACUAUAGUUUGGCAUGACACAAGUAAGUUUUCCAACAAUUGGUUUACAGACAGAUUAUUUCACUUAUAAUUCACUGUAUCACAAUUCCAGUGGGUCAGAAGUUUACAUACACUAAGUUGACUGUGCCUUUAAACAGCUUGGACAUUUCCUGAAAAUGAUGGCAUGGCUUUAGAAGCUUCUGAUAGGCUAAUUGACAUUAUUUGAGUCAAUUGGAGGUGUACCUGUGGAUGUAUUUCAAGGCCUACCUUCAAACUCAGUGCCUCUUUGCUUGACAUCAUGGGAAAAUCAAAAGAAAUCAGCCAAGACCUCAGAAAAAAAAUUGGUUCAUCCUUGGGAGCAAUUUCCAAACGCCUGAAGGUACCACGUUCAUCUGCACAAACAAUAGUACGCAAGUAUAAACACCAUGGGACCACGCAGCCGUCAUACCGCUCAGGAAGGAGACGUGUUCUGUCUCCUAGAGAUGAACGUACUUUGGUGCGAAAAAUGCUAAUCAAUCCCAGAACAACAGCAAAGACCUUGUGAAGAUGCUGGAGGAAACAGGUACAAAAGUAUCUAUAUCCACAGUAAAAACGAGUCCUAUAUCAACAUAACCAAAAAGGCCGCUCAGCAAGGAAGAAGCCACUGCUCAAAACCGCCAUACAAUAGCCAGACUACGGUUUGCAACUGCACAUGGGGACAAAGAUCGUACUUUUUGAAGAAAUGUCCUCUGGUCUGAUUAAACAAAAAUAGAACUGCUUGGCCAUAAUGACUAUCGUUAUGUUUGGAGGAAAAAGGGGGUUGCUUGCAAGCCGAAGAACACCAUCCCAACAGUGAAGCCCGGGGGUGGCAGCAUCAUGCUGUGGGGGUGCUUUGCUGCAAGAGGGACUGGUGCACUUCACAAAAUAGAUGGCAUCAUGAGGAAGGAAAAUUAUGUGAAUAUAUUGAAGCAACAUCUCAAGACAUCAGUCAGGAAGUUAAAGCUUGGUCGCAAAUGGGUCUUCCAAAUUGAGAAUGACCCCAAGCAUACUUCUAAAGUUGUGGCAAAAUGGCUUAAGGACAACAAAGUCAAGGUAUUGGAGUGGCCAUCACAAAGCCCUGACCUCAAUCCUGUAGAACAUUUGUGGGCAGAACUGAAAAAGUGUGUGCAAGCAAGGAGGCCUACAAACCUGACUCAGUUACACCAGCUCUGUCAGGAGGAAUGGGCCAAAAUUCACCCAACUUAUUGUGGGAAGCUUGUGGAAGGCUACCCGAAACGUUUGACCCAAGUUAAACAAUUUAAAGGCAAUGCUACCAAAUACUAAUUGAGUGUAUGUAAACUUCUGACCCACUGGGAAUGUGAUGAAAUAAAUAAAUAAAUAAAUCAUUCUCUCUAGUAUUAUUCUGACAUUUCACAUUCUUAAAAUAAAGUGGUGAUCCUAACUGACCUAAGACAGGAAUUGUGAAAAACUGAGUUUAAAUGUAUUUGGCUAAGGUGUAUGUAAACCUCCGACUUCAACUGUAUAUAUGAACUCAAGCCUGAAAGAAACCCUGAAUUAAAAUAGUGAUUGUGCUGUUAUACAAUACAUAACCUACCGCAUAUUACACAUGGCAGAAAAACAUACAAAAAAUACAGAUUUAAUAUACAUCAUUGGUCUAGCUGAAAUUUAACAAAUCCAGAGUUAGCCUACAAUUAUAGUGACUUUGAAAGUGGCCUCCAUUCGCAAUUCGAGUGCAUAUGGAUGACAUGUCUUUUUCCUCUUGCCCCUGUUCCUGCCCAUUUGAUAAUGUGCCAUUGUAAAUUGAAACUAAUUUUACAUAUUAGUAAAGACAAUAUUACAUUGAGAAUAGUUUGAUGGGUGAAAAUAUGAUCACUUGAUAAGAGAACAGCGUGUGCAGCCUGAGGCAGGGAACAGAGUGCAAGCUUCUUUUUGCAACAUUCUUAAAUCAUCAAUACCCUAUAGUCGCAUCAUGCAGCCCAUAUAUCUUUUGAUUUCUAAGGCAUUCUAUGGUUUGUAUCAUUCACAUCUAAAGUUGCCAAAUAACUCUAAAUCUAGCAUAUACCCCCAAGACAUGCUAACCUCUCACCAUUACAAUAACAGGGGAGUUUAGCAUAUUUGUGGGGUAUGGUAUUUGUGCAUCUGUAACUUUCUCACUCAUCAUAAUUCACGAUUCAUUCAGGAUUAUCUGUAAUCAUGGUAGCAUCCACAUUAAUGUAGACGUGUUUAGAAACAUAUUCUAUUCUUAUUUACAAUAAAAGUGACAAAAUUACACAAUACACAAUUACCAUUCAUUUCUAUUGGGCACAAAAUAAUCUGUAACACAACCAAAACAAACAGCAAGUGUGUCCAACAAGUUGUGGAGUCACAAGCUUGAUGUAAUCAUUGUGUGCUAGGAAUACGGGACCAAAUACUAAACCUUUGACUAAUUUAAUACACAUAUAAGUGAAUUUGUCCCAAUACCUGUUUUUCUAAAUGGUUGACCCGAUGUGGAUGUAAAUGUAAAGCUGAUAGUCUGCUCUUUAGCCUCAUAGUCAUUGUAUCAUUUCAAAUCCAAAAUGUUGGUGUACAGAGCCAAAACAACAAAACAUCUGUCACUGUCCCAAUGCUUUUGUAGCUCACUGUAUUUAUCAGACUGUUACUAUCCUACUGGGCACACACUGGUUGAAUCAACGUUGUUUCCAUGUCAUUUCAAUGAAAUUACUUUGAACCAACGUGGAAUAGACGUUGAAUUGGCAUCUGUGCCCAGUGGGAUGGCACUGACUGUGACUACUCUACCACUGAAAGAGCUGUCAAAGACUCUCCCGCUCUCUCUGUAUAGAGCAGACUGACUGCUGUUUAGCUCCAUAUGAAACAGACAUUCUGUAAAAGGACCAUCCAGGCGCAAAAUGGCUACCGUUAGACACACAUGAUGAACACUAACACCAGUGCAGUGGACACACACACAGCGCAGUGGGCAGUCUAAAAGCUGAGGGCGUGGUCAUUGUGUAUGUGUGUGAGAGAGCGUUGGUCUUUUGUCAGUAGAUUUACAGCAGUGAGCGUCAGUGCUGUCCUUCUCCUAAUCAAACCUCUAUGGACAUGCUAAUCAGCUCCUUCACGCCACACUACAAGACUACAAAAACAGCCUGUUAUAUUACUGCCAAGCCAACUGCUCUGUAUCCUACUACACUACUUAUAUAGUGGCUGUGGUACUGAACUAUGACAGCUCUAUCCAGUGACUGGCCGACUAUACUACAGCCAUGCUGGGGGUGUCAGACUCAACCAAUAAUCUAGAAAGUGGAACAGUCAGGUGCUCUGAUUGACGUAGACCAAAGGACGUUUUAGGUUUUUGUUUGUUUUCGAUAGAGCAGUACUUAUGUACCAGUAUGCUACUACAGGUGAAAGCUGAUGCAAGGCUCCAGGGCAGCUUUAUAAAGGACAUUCCAAUACACAGCCAGUCUCUCACUGGUUUAGAACACUUUUAUAUAGAGGCUCCCUCCGCCCAGCGUUGAAGCAGCUGUUUUUAUUUCCUAUAGAAAUUACUCAAGUGACUCUUGCUCGGUCUUUCUAACUCUCAUCCACUUUCUAUAGGCAUUCUCUCUCCCUCCCUCUCGGUCCCUUUAUAUAGGCCUACAUCUCUUCCCUCAUUUUCUCUCCUCUCCUCUCUCUCUCUCUCUCUCUCUCUCUCUCUCUCUCUCUCUCUCUCGCUCUCUUUCUUUCUAUACCCCUCUCUUUCUCUCUCUCUCUCUCUCUGUCUCUCUCUCUCUCUCUCUCUCUCUCUCUCUCUCUCUCUCUCUCUCUCUCUCUCUCUCUCUUUCUGUCAUUUGUUCUCUCUGCUGAAAGCAGGCUGGUAAUUUAUUCAUCCCUGUCUUUGUUUGUUGUGGCUGACAGCCUCAGUAACAGGCUGGAGAGAAAGAGAAAGAUGGUUUGAUGGAGAGAAUGAAAGAGGGCUUGGUGGAGAGAAAGAGGGUUUCGUGUCGCUGCCUGUUCCUUUUGCAGCUCGUUUAGAAGUGUGACGCUCAGCAUGGACCCUAUUAACUCUACUCUGACUGAAGACUGUGGGCUCCUCUGUCCUCUGGGGGAACACACACACACACAGACGUGCUGUGAUUUGUACAGAUCCAUUCCUUUUUUAAUUUUAAUAAUGUUUUUUACAUACGAACAACAACUUACAGACGCACACAAACAAUGACUACAUCUCAUCUGCUCACACCCCCAUUCCUAGUGCCUGCAUUAUUGUUUGCCACCUGUACCAAUUUAUUUUUCUGUACAGAUCCAUUCCGCCAUAUCAGUGAUAUUACAGUACCUACAGUGUUAACAUUGCUCCUUGUCUCUCUCUGUCUCUCUGUCUCUGUCUCUGUCUCUGUCUCUGUCUCUCUCUCUCUCUCUCUCUCUCUCUCUCUCUCUCUCUCUCUCUCUCUCUCUCUCUCUCUAUCUCUCUCUCUCUCUCUCUCUCUCUCUCUCUCUCUUUCUCUCGCUGUAUCUCUCUGUCUCUGUGUUUUAGAUCCCAUUCUACAGUGACCUGUGUGAGAAGCUGAAGGCUGGUGAGAACUGCUCUACCUUGGUAGGUUACUCUGCUGUGUACAAGGUCUGCUUCGGCAUGGCCUGCUUCUUCUUCUUCUUCUGUAUCUUCACCCUACGAGUCAACUCUGCCACCGGCUGCCGCGCCGCCAUACACAACGGGUACGUACACUGUCUACAGUAUCGGUGUGUGUGUGUGUGUGAAUCUGUUCAUUAAUCUGUGUGUGUGUAUUGAUGUUUGUCUCUCUCUCUCUCUGACAGGUUUUGGUUCCUGAAGUUCAUUGCGUUGUUGGCCUGCUGUGUUGGAGGAUUCUUCCUGCCACAGCAGGACACCUUUCUGGAAGGUAUGGACCCUUAUGUCCCUGUCCUGUCCCUAGUCUUUAUUCUCUCCAUACAGAGAGACUGCUCUAUCACACUGUGGUGUCUCAUAUAAGCCCCUCUCCCUCAAAUCUCUCUCACCUGUAGAGGUCAGCUUGACUGUCUUUUUAAUGCCUUUCCUAAAUCAGCUUUGAGAGAAGAGAGGGGAAAUAAAGAGAGAGAAAGAGAGGGGAGGGAGUCUGUUAUCUGCUCCCUUCAGAGGAGAGGACUGGUGCAGCUGCAGGCUUUAGUUAUCAUGUGUGUGUGUACAGUGAUAAUCUAGUCCCUGUGGUUGUCUAUGGGAUGACGACAAACAAGGGGUUAUGCAGAAGCCAAGUGUACACACCCCGCAGAACAUAUAAGAGAUUAGACCUUUGAUGGUUAGCUUUGCAAUAUUUGAAAUGUAUGAUCUCUCCCUUUCUUCCUCCCUCCCUCUGUCUCUCUCUCCCCUCUCUUCCCCUCCCUCUGUCUCUUUCUCGUCUUUUCCGCUCUCCCCUCCUCUCUCUCCCCUCCUCUCCAUCUCUCUCUCUCUCUCCCCUCCUCUCCAUCUCUCUCCCUCUCUCUCCUCCCCUCAGUGUGGAGGUAUGUUGGAGCUGUAGGAGGGUUCAUCUUCCUGCUGAUCCAGCUCAUGCUGCUGGUGGAAUUUGCUCACAGAUGGAACACUAACUGGUGAGAAACACAACAACAACACCAAUACUUCUAAUAAAGCCUCUUUGUCCUGCUUACUUUCUUUAUGUCUUCAGCCAAAACAGUCACACAUAAAUACAUAAUUACAUAAUUACAUAGGAUAGACACACAUCCUCCAAGCCUAAAGUACUUCAGUAUUUAUGUUAUAUGGAAGGGAAUAAUGUGAAGGGUUGUUGAGAAGGGAGAGAGGAAAGUGGUAGGCACCUAAGGAGGGAGAAACGGAGGACAGCGGGAGGAAAAGAGGAUGGAUCCCUGUGUGGUGUUGAAGUAGGGAGGACUAGAGAGAGGGAGGAAUGAACCUUAUGUAGGAUUGCUUAUUUUGGAGUAGGGAGAGAGGAAGAGUAUGAAGGAGAGAGAGAGAGAGAGAGAGAGAGGAGGAGAGGAUGCCAGGAUGGACCCCUGUGUAAUGUUAUUUAUACAGGUGAGAGAGAGAGAGAGAGAGAGAGAGAGAGAGAGAGAAACAGAGGGCAAGAGAGAGAGAGAGAAAAACAGGGGAAGAGAGAGAAACAGAGGGAGAGAGAGAGAGAAACAGGGAGAUAGAGAGAGAAACCGAGGGAGAUAAAGAGAGAGAAACAGGGAGAUAGAGAAAGAGAAACAGAGGGAGAUAGAGAGAAACAGAGAGAGAUAGAGAGAAACAGAGGGAGAUAGAGAGAAACAGAGAGAGAGAGCUAUUGUGUCUUGUUGUAUAAAGUACAAGGUAAGGGUUUGUCAGUGUCUAUGUUGCAGACAGGAUGCACAUGACAACAGAGUGUAUACCCACAGUUUCCUCUCCCUCUCUGACACACACGCUCACAAUAGAAAUUAGAGCAGCAGGGGAUCAUUUUAGAGUCUGUUUGUCCAUUUUCACUGACUGGGUAUAUAAGGCAAGAGGUCACUGCAAUUACCCUGGAGCUGUGUGUCUGGGUGUGUAUGUGUAUUUGUGUCACGGUUCAGACAGACGACCAGAGGACCACAAUUGCGUCACACCAGAAAGUUUAUUAAAACUUAAGGGAAAAGGGAAGUAGGGAGUGAAUGAAGGCUCCAGGGGUAACAGGGAUCCCGUCCAAUGUGCUGGGUCUGUGCCCCCCCCAGUGGCAGCGAUGCGUCCUAUGAAGCCGGUGGUGGGUGGUCCAGAAGUCCUGGGGGGGGGAGACACAGACACAACAGGGCGGAAUGAAACAAGGCAGCAGUACAGUUCAAGGGAAAUCCAAAAUACGUAGUAGCAAGGCAGAAGGCUGGUCAGAGUUACCGGGAUUGAAGAGUAGUCAGGAGUCGUUAUGGCAGAAGCAGGUCUGGAUCUCCUGGGGCAGAAGAGUAUCCAAAAAUCAGGCAGGUCCGGGGUCACAAAACCAGGGUGAGCCAGAAGCGCGAGCAAACAGGUUCCGGGUGUGAGCUUUGCAGACGAUCUGACACCGGAGAGCUGAAAGACAGGGCCUUAAAUACUGGGAGAGGUAGUGGGUAAUGCAGCGCAGCUGGCAGAGUAAUUAGAGCAGAGCAGAGCAGGGACAGGUGGAGCUAGUUAGGCUGAGUAGAGAGAGUGGUGAGCAGAGUGGAAGAAAAUUAAGGUGGUAACCCGGUGGAGUGAGAGGCUCAUGACAUAUUUGUAUAUGUGUGUUUGUGUCUGUGUAUCUUAGUGAUAGUUAGUGCUUUUUUAGGUCAGUUUGGUUUCGGUUAAAUUAUAAAAAAAUUGUUACGGUUUUUGAUUUCGGUUUCAAUUAUUUCGGUUGAAUGCUGUAACAACACAGAAUAAAACAAUGAAUAAAAGUCCCAUGAUGUUAGUGACUGCUCGUCAUUGCUUAUCACUUAUUAACCACCAUUUAUUCACAUUUGUUUUAUUUGAUGAUUUUAUUAUUUCAUUCCAAGCCAUCAUCUCAUCUCUAUAUGCUGUCUGACAAAAUCACUAUUUUGUAGAUCUUCAAAUUAAAUAAGGCAUACCUUUAUGACUGCUGAAUACCAACUAUCAAUCACUUAGAUCAUGUAUUUUCGGAUAGAGAUACUCUACAUGACCAAACGUAUGUGGACACCUGCUCGUCGAACAUCUCAUUCCAAAAUCAUGGGCAUUAAUAUGGAGUUGGUCCCCCCUUUGCUGCUAUAACAGCCUCCACUCUUCUCGGAAGGCUUUCCACUAGAUGUUGGAACAUUGCUGCGGGGACUUGCUUCCAUUCAGUCACAAGAGCAUUAGUGACGUCGGGCACUGAUGUUGGGCGAUUAGGCUUGGCUUGCAGUCGGCGUUCCAAUUAAUCCCAAAGGUCUUCGAUGGGGUUGAGGUCAGGGCUCUGUGCAGGCCAGUCAAGUUCUUACACACCGAUCUCGACAAUCCAUUUCUGUAUGGACCUCGCUUUGUGCACAGGGGCAUUGUCAUGUUGAAACAGGAAAGGACCUUCCCCAAACUGUUGCCACAAAGUUGGAAGCACAGAAUCGUCUAGAAUGUCAUUGUAUGCUUUAGCAUUAAGAUUUCCCUUCACUGGAACUAAGGGUCCUAGCCCAAACCAUGAAAAACAGUCACAUACCAUUAUUCCUCCUUCAGCAAACUUUACAGUUGGCACUUUGCAUUCGGGCAGGUAGCGUUCUCCUUGUAUCCGCCAAACCCAGAUUAGUCCGUCGGACUGCCAGAUGGUGAAGCGUGAUUCAUCACUCCAGAGACCACAUUUUCACUGCUCCAGAGUCCAAUGGCGGUGAGCUUUACACCAUUCCAGCCGACGCUUGGCAUUGCACAUGGUGAUCUUAGGCUUGUGUGCGGCUGCUCGGCCAUGGAAAUCCAUUUCAUGAAGCUCCCAACGAACAGUUCUGGUGCUGACAUUGCUUCCAGAUGCAGUUUGGAACUCGGUAGUGAGUGUUGCAACCAAGGACAGACGAUUUUUACGCGCUUCAGCACUCGGCGGUGUGUCCUACCACUUCACGGCUGAGCCGUUGUUCUCCUAGACGUUUCCACUUCACAAUAACAGCACUUACAGUUGACCGAUGCAGCUCUAGCAGGGCAGAAAUUUGACGAACUGACUUGUUGGAAAGGUGGCAUCCAAUGACGGUGCCACGUUGAAAGUCACUGAGCUCUUCAGUAAGGCCAUUCUACUGCCAAUGUUUGUCUAUGGAGAUUGCAUGGCUGUGUGCUCGAUUUUGUACGCCUGUCAGCAACAGGUGUGGCUGAAAUAGCCGAAUCCACUAAUUUGAAGGGGUGUCCACAUACUUUUGUAUAUAUAGUGUAACUCGCGAAGCAAUGGCUGCUCUCUAUAUCCCCUCAUGAUCGCGCAUUCUUCUGCCUCUUCCGUAGCAGGCAUAAAAGAAACACAGACUGGGAAAGUAGAUGCGCAAUGGAUUAUGGUCAUUGUAGUUAAUUACCACGUUUUAUGCGCUGAACUAUGUAGAAUAUUGGCCUGUUGGAAACUACAACUCCCUACUACAUCGCACAGUUCAGGCUGGCUCUGAUUUAUCUCUAGAGAAACUGUGAAAUGUGCGCAUUGAGCUCACAGAAAAGAACCUGAAGAAAAUGGAAUUCAAAUAAUUGAACGGACGUCGGUCAAAUAACCUAAAUUUAGGUUAAUGGCUCAGCACUAGUGCAUCUGUGUAUUUGUAUGUUUGUGUUUGUUUCUGUGUGUCGAUGGGGUUGGGGAGCUCUGGUUGACUUGCCUGAGUAAAAGUACUCUGGAUGUGGAAGAUCUGCCAACAACCCUAAACCUGUCUCCUUGUGAUGAGUGUGAUAAAAGGAGUCAGGCGCAGGAGGGUAAUCACCGAAAUCAGAGUUUAUUCCGUCGUACACAAAUAGCACUGGAUAGUGACACACAGGGGAAACUAUCUACCCUGGCAAUACACGGUACGGGAUACUCCAAUAAUAUACAGGCACAGGGGAUCAGACGAUCACGGAAAAGAGCAGGCACGUACCGCAGCCCAGCUGGACACUGAGGUGGAGAUGGAUCUGUGCGUAAUGCCUGCUCUAUAUCCGUGUCCAUCGCCCAUACUACCACAAUGCAGGAGGCCGGGAGUAUGGGGGUGUUGUCUCUGGGCCUCUCCUCUGUGUUAUACAGCCGGGACAGUGCUUCUGCCUUCACGUUCUUCGUACCCGGAAUGUAUGACAGUGUAAAAUCAAACCGGGUGAAGAAUAGGGCCCACCUGGCCUGGCGAGGAUUCAGCCUCCUCGCUGCCCGGAUGUACUCCAGGUUACGGUGGUCCGUCCAGACGAGGAAAGGGUGUUUCGCCCCUUCGAGCCAAUGCCUCCACACAGUCAAAGCUCGGACAACAGCCAACAGCUCCCGAUCACCAACAUCGUAGUUCUGCUCCGCCGGGCUGAGCUUCUUAGAGAAGAAGGCACAGGGGCGGAGCUUGGGUGGCGUGCCCGAGCGUUGGGAUAGGACAGCGCCUAUCCCUACCUCGGACGCAUACACCUCCACUACGAACGGUAGUGAUAGAUCGGGGUGGGCCAGUACCGGGGCUGAGGUGAACAGACCCCGCAGUCUCCUGAAGGCCAGGUCAGCCUCAGCAGACCAGCGGAGCCGGGAACGCCCACCCUUCAACAGGGAGGUAAUGGGAGCUGUGACCUUGCCAAAGCCCCGGAUAAACCUCAGAUAGUAGUUGGCAAAGCCAAGGAAGCGCUGCACCUCCUUAACCGAGGUUGGAGUCGGCCAAUUACGCACGGCUGAAAUGAAAUCUCCCUCCAUCUCCACACCUGCCAGGGUAGAUAGUUUCCCCUGUGUGUAUCCGAGGAAGGAGACGGACUGCUGGAAAAAUAUACACUUCUCUGCCAUGGCAUAAAGGUCAUUUUCCAACAGUCGGGCCAGCACUUUGCGAACCAGGGACACAUGCUCGGCGCACGUAGCGGAAUACACCAGGAUGUCAUCGACGUAGACCACAACACCGCGACCAAGCAUGGCCCGAAUCACCUCGUUCACAAAGGACUGAAAGACGGAUGGAGCAUUCAUCAAACCGUAGGGCAUCAACAGGUAUUCAUAAUGCCCCGUGGUUGUGCUGAAUGCUGUCUUCCACUCAUCCCCCUCCCGAACACGCACCAGGUUGUAUGCACUCCUGAGAUCUGAUUUGGUGAAGAAGCGCGCCCCAUGCAUUGACUCAAUCACUGAAGGAAUGAGGGGGAGAGGAUAACUAAAUCUUAUAGUCUCCUUGUUCAGUGAUCGAUAAUCAAUGCACGGGCGCAGACCGCCGUCUUUCUUCUUCACAAAGAAGAAACUCGAGGAGGCGGGUGAAGUGGAGGGACAUAUAUACCCCUGGCCCAAGGACUCAGUGACGUAUGUUUCCAUAGCCUCCGUUUCAGCCUGCGACAUGGGGUACACAUGACUCCUGGGAGGUACAGCAUCUACCCGAAGGUUUAUCGCGCAAUCCCCUGCCCGAUGAGUUGGUAAUUUUGUUGCCAUGUGUCUUAGAAAAAGCGUGUGCCAGAUCAUGGUAUUCAGGGGUAAUGCGCACGUUGGAGGUACUGUCUGGACUUUCCACCAUGGUUGCACCAACGGAAACACCUAGACACCUACCCUGACACUCUCGCGACCACCCCGUGAAAACACUCUGCGGCCAUGAGAAGGUGGGGUUGUGGAGUGCUAGCCAAGGGAUAACUAAUACCACAGGGAAAUCAGGAGACUCAAUAAUCGAAAAAGUAACCUGCUCACAAUGAGUCUCCUGGGUGAUCAUGGUGACUGGUACAGUGACUUCCUUUUCAAACCCGGACCUUAAUGGUCGACUAUCAAGUGCUCUGAUGGGGAGUGGAAUGGAUAGGGGAACCAAUGAAAUGCCUUGACGGCGUCAGAAUUCUCUGUCCAUAAAGUUCCCAGCUGCGCCUGAAUCGACUAGUGCCUUACACUGGGGAACUACCAUGUGAUCGGGAAAAUGGAUAUGUAGGGUACAGUGCGCAGCAGAGCGCUUUGAACAUGUGGGUGUUCGAUACCUGGGGUGAUGCGAGAGUGCACUGCCUGCCGCCUCCAGGCCCAAAAGAGCGUUGACUAUGACGUGUGGUGUACUGUCCCUUCGUGCCACCAGAGUGGCACUGUCACUGUCGUCCUCCGCUUUCUCGGACGGCGGCUCCACCCAGCUCUAUCAGCUCGGGAUCCGAGUCGUCCGGGGUGGAAACGGGCAGACCCCUACAACCGCCUAUCCCUACCUCUGGCUGCCAGCAGGUUGUCCAACCGGAUGGCCAUGUCCACCAGUUUCAUGAAAGACAACAUGGCAGGCUAGCUCCCGUCGGAUGUCCUCCCGCAGAUGGCACCGGAAAUGGUCGAUCAGGGCCCGCUCGUUCCACCCGGACCCCGCUGCCAGAGUCCGAAACUCCAACGCGAAGUCCUGCGCGGUCCUCGUCCCCUGCCUCAGGUGGACCAGCCGCUCACCCGCCUCUCGACCCUUCGAUCACCCGCCCGAAAGAGGCGAGCGAACUCCCCGUAGUCCUCCAACGUGGCUCCUCCUUUGUUCCAAACCGCGUUGGCCCACUCCAGGGCUUUCCCCGAGAGGCAGGAAACGAGGACGGACACCUUCUGCCGCUCCGAUGGCGCCGGCCUGAUGCUGGAGAAGUAAAGCUCCAGUUGGAGGAGGAAUCCUUGGCAGAGCGCCGCCGUCCCGUCAAACGCCCGUGGUUGGGAUAUCUGGAUCCCUCCGGGUGCUGGGGUGUAGGUGGCUGGAUCCGGUUGGCCAGCUGGUCUCGCUUCCCCCAAGCUGGCCAGCAUCGUGGAAUGCUCCUGGACCCGUGCCAUGACUCCAGGCAUGCGCUCUUCUCCCGCUGACUCCAUAGCGGGUGGGUGAUUCUGUGAUGAGUGUGAUAGAAGGAGUCAGGCGCAGGAGGGUAAUCACCGAAAUCAGAGUUUAUUACGUCGUACACAAAUAGCGCUGGAUAGCGACACACGGAAACAUGCACAGGGGAAACUAUCUACCUUGGCAAUACACAGUACAAGAUACUCCAAUAAUAUACAGGCACAGGGGACCUAUCUACCCUGGCAAUACAAAGUGCGAGUAGCUCCACCGAGCUACACUACUCUCACAAAUAACAAUCACCCACAAGGACAAGGGGGGCAGAGGGAACACUUAUACACGGACUAAUGAGGGGAUAAGAACCAGGUGUGUGUAAUUAACAAGACAAGACAAAUGGAAUGAUGAUAUAUGGAGCGGUAGUGGCUAGUAAGCCGGUGACGACGAACACCGAAACCUGCCCGAGCAAGGAGGGGAGGCAGCCUCGGCGGAAGUCGUGACACUCCUUGUAUCCUCAGGAAUAAAAUAUAACUAUAUCCCCCUCUUUCUUCCUCCCAUUCUUCCCUCCAUCUCUCUCUUCCUCCUAUCUUUCCCUCCAUCUCUCUCUUCCUCCUAUCUUUCCCUCCAUCUCUCUCUUCCUCCUAUCUUUCCCUCCAUCUCUCUCUUCCUCCCAUCUUUCCCCCAUCUCUCUCUUCCUCCUAUCCUUCCCCCCUCAAUAGGAGUUCAGGUGUGAACAACAACCGUCUGUGGUAUGGAGCGCUGGCCAUGGUCACCUUGGUGCUGUUCAGUGUGGCAGUAGGAGCUGUGGUGUUCAUGGCUCUGUUCUACACACACUCUCAGGCCUGUCUGCUCAACAAGGUGUUCCUGGGGGUCAACGGCAGCCUCUGUCUCAUAGUCACCCUGCUGGCUAUAUCGCCCUUCAUACAGAGAAGUUAGUAUAGGCUAUACACACACUGGAACACACACUGGAACACACACACACACACACAAACAUACACACACACUUUAACACUCCAUCUGUUCUUCUUCCAGUCCAGCCUAAGUCAGGCCUGCUCCAGCCAGGAGUGAUCAGUGUGUACGUCAUGUACCUCACCUUCUCAGCCUUCUCCAGCAAGCCCAAAGAGAGUAAGUAGACUGGAGGCUCAGCCCAUAGAGAUCCAGUGUUUCAUUGCCUAUCUGGUUGACCUAUUAACAGGUUUUAUGUGUUUGCAUUUUGUUAAAUUGCACUUAAAAUUCUAAAGGCACUCGCACAUCUGAGCUAUCUUUCUUGCAGGUGCAUGGUAACAAUUGAAUAACAUGAAAGAAAAGAGAAACCCGCACACUGCUCUUGCUAGUAUCACUGUUCUUUAUUAAGCUUACGUAUCGGCCUCAAGGCCUUCGUCAGAGCUUUUUGUUAAAUUGCACUUAAAAUGCCUCCAUGAAAACUGUAUUCUGGCCGAUGUGCCAUUGCAGCUCUCCAGUACAAACAGACGUAAAUAUUAUCCUCCUCUUAUUCCUGUUCUCUCUCUCUCUCUCCUCUCUCUCUCUCUCUCUCUCUCUCUCUCUCUCUCUCUCUCUCUCUCUCUCUCUCUCUCUCUCUCUCUCUCUCUCUCUCUCUCUCUCUCUGUUUCUGUGUAGUGUUGGAGGUUAAUGGGGUGAAUACGACAGUGUGUGUGUUCCCCUUCAACUCUGGAUCAGAGAGCGACAAGAGGAUUGUAUCAAUAGUGGGAACUGUCAUCAUGUUCGGCUGUGUGCUCUACUCCUGGUAAGACACAGACAUUUAUGUUAUGGCCUGGGCCUGGCACUGAGAGACACACACAGUUAUAUGUUAUGGCCUGGGCCUGGCACUGAGAGAACGAACAGAUAAGGAUGCUCAACCUCUGUGACGCCUGAUCCCAGGUUGAGGGAUAUAAUGAGGCUUAGACCUUGAGUCUUUGGAGAACGUUUCUGUCUACCCCUGUGUGCACACUGUCUGUAAUAAACCUUCAAAAUACCGUCACGGUUCGCCUUAUCCUUUGAAUUCAGCAUUUUCAAAUUAAACUACCUCAAAUUCCCAACAACACACACACACACACACACACACGUGUUGCUUUCACCUAUCCUCGGUUUAUAGAUCAGUGCAGAGAGGAGCGGGGGCUGUGUUCUUUAGACUCUUAAGAUGCUCCCAGUGUAGAGAUAUGUAGCUGCAGUGAAGUAAUGUGUUAUUGGCUUGAGCAGAUGUGAGAGUGUUUUUGAUUGGCUGGAGCUGUUGAGAGGGUGUGUGUGAUUGGCUGGAGCUGUAGUGCGUGUGUCCACAUGUGUUUCACAUUAAGCUCAGACAUAUCUCCUGUGGUCGUCUCUGUAAAAGACUUGAGCUAUUCUCAACCACAAAUUACUGGAAAAAUGUAUUCUGACAUCCCUGUGUGUGUGUUUCAAGUUUCAAGUUUUAUUAGUCAUAUAUACGGGAUACACAUGGUAUACACCGUCCAACGAAAUGCUUACUUGUGUUUGUGUGUGUAGUUUGACGUCCACCACCAGACGAAGCUCUGCAGCACUGCGCGUUUGUAGGAACAGCAUGCCUGAGACUGAGGUAAGAAGACCUACACACACACUCGCACACACACACACACAAACACACACAUCAGCUUAGUGUGUGUGCACGUGUAUGUUUAGUGAAAGGGUGAUGUAUAGUUGAUUGGUUGGUAUAUUCCUGUUGUAGUAACUCACCUCUCUCCUGCAGAGAGCUCGCUGCUGUUUCUGCUUUGGAGAUGACAAGGUAAGACAAAAUUUCUCUCCCUCUCCCCUUUUCCUCGGGCGACCUGCCACAUCAGCCAUUCCGCCCUCGUGCCAAGAUCUCUCUCCUCCUCUGCGCACUCCUCUUUCCCUUCGCUCCCUCCCUCUCUACCUACUCUCUUCUCCUCUCUCUCUCUUCCCUCUCUCCCUCCCUCUUUCCCUAUCUCCCACUGUUCUCUUUCUAUCAUCUCCCAGAGUAUACUGCUGUACUACUGCAACACCAGCAGAAAGAGGCAGUGUUCUUGUACGUUCUCGCAUACACAUAGUAACAGUAAAUAUGUUGGAACACCAUUGGUCAGGAAACAGAGAUGAUGUCACUGUUACCAGGAGGUGACUAUGACUAUGGUUGUGUGGAGAUAGACCAGUCAGAUGGUAGCAGUAGAACUGAGAGAAGGCUGGAGCUGCCCUCUGGUGGGAGAAAGCAGCACUGCAGCCAGGGAAAGAACAGCACAUCAUUUUAUUUAUGAAUUUAUUACACAGAGAAAACUUAUUUUAAAAUAGCAGGUGUACAGUUUAGAACAAUACAAUGGAUUAAAAAAACGUGAGCCCUUCUCAGGAAACCUACACAUUUUUAGGGAGUUUCCUGUCCGGCAAAGGGGAGGGAGAGACAUAUAGAGAGAGUAGAGACCAGGAAAAUGAAAAGAAAACAGGAAUAUAAUAUGGUGAGAGUGUUAUUGGGUAGAACAUGUUCUGUCCAUCAUACAUGUUGUGUUAUGUAUAUAAUGUUGCUGCGAUGAUGUUGUGGUUGUGUUGUGACUAUGAUAUAAGGUUGUAAUAACGUUGCUGUGAUGUUGUGGUUGUGUUGUCCAGAUGACUAUGAUGAGGAGAAGACUGCAGGAGGCCAAAACGUUCUGUAUGAUGAGAGAGAGAAAACCAUCUACAGCUACGCCUACUUCCACUUUGUCUUCUUCCUGGGUUCACUGUAUGUCAUGAUGACCGUCACCAACUGGUUCCAGUAAGUAGCAGAGUUCCUGGGGAAACUUUAAUUAGGUUUCAGAUAGUAGCAGAGUUAGUUACUGGGGAAACUUUAACUAGGUUCCAGUUAGUAGGAGAGUUCCUGGGGAAAUUUUAACUAGGUUCAGUUAGUAGGAGAGAUACUGGGGAAAAUUUAACUAGGUUCCAGUAAGUAGCAGAGUUACUAGGGAAACUUUAACUAGCUUGUGUCUCUGUAGUUAUUUAAUUCAUUUCAAUUCAGCAUAACACUAAGAGUGUGAUAUGUUUGUUUUCUUGUAGCUAUGAAAACCAUAAGAUAGAUAAGCUGCUGGAUGGCAACUGGUCAGUGUUCUGGAUCAAGAUGGCGUCCUGCUGGGUCUGUCUCAUCCUCUACAUGUGGACCCUGGUCGCGCCCAUGGUCUGCCCCAAACGCUUCGAGGCCUAACACACUGAAACACAGCGAAAGACCUUCAGCUUUCUACAUGGGUUUUUUGUGUUGCUUUUAGUGUUUUUUAUUUCCUUAUUUUUUCUUUUUUUUAACCAGUUAUACAUAGUUGAUAUGGUUAAGCUAUUGUUGCCUUGUUACAUGGAGUUUUUUGUUACAUGCAGGGUUGGAAUCACAAACUGACUCUUCGGGGUGCCUAAAACAAUGGGCUGGACCAAUGCUUAUACAGUCAUUUAUGUGGCUUCACAUGGUCAUAGUGGUGCCCUGAUUCUGUUAUGGGAGUGCCUGCCC
Molecule: messenger RNA, 18241 nt
Organism: Coregonus sp. 'balchen'
Lineage: Eukaryota; Metazoa; Chordata; Actinopteri; Salmoniformes; Salmonidae
Source: the annotation of a GenBank genome assembly